Molecule: messenger RNA, 906 nt
Organism: Cheilinus undulatus (humphead wrasse)
Lineage: Eukaryota; Metazoa; Chordata; Actinopteri; Labriformes; Labridae
Gene: rsph1
Product: radial spoke head component 1
Exons: 8
Coding region: 97-828 (243 amino acids)
Biological process (GO): spermatid development; axoneme assembly
Cellular component (GO): nucleus; motile cilium
Source: RefSeq, a predicted model, not a curated record
CCGUCAUCUACCCACAGUGCACAGAGCAGAGCGUCUUUCUCUUUCUACGGUUGUUACUGGUUUCUAACUCAACUUUCCGACAUCCUGAAGUAGACCAUGUCUGAUAUCGGAUCUGAAGACUAUGAUGAGGGUCAGAACAAACUGGGGGAGUAUGAAGGAGAGAGAAAUGAGGCCGGAGAGAGACAUGGACUCGGUAGAGCUGUGUUCCCAAACGGAGACGUUUACCAGGGCCAGUAUAAGAACGGACAGAGACAAGGAGAGGGGACGUAUCGCUUCAAGAAUGGGGCGAGAUAUGUGGGAGGUUACCUCCAAAACUCCAAACAUGGACGGGGAAUCUUCUACUACCCGGAUGGAUCUAAAUAUGAAGGCUCAUGGCUGAACAACCUGAGACACGGACACGGCGUGUACACCUACCCAAAUGGAGACACGUAUGACGGGGAGUGGGCGCAUCAUGAGAGACAUGGUCAGGGAGUUUACCAUUACCAUGAUACUGGCUCAAAGUACAAAGGAUCAUGGGUAAACGGCAAGAUGGAGUCAGCUGGAGAGUACAUCCACUCCAGCCACAGAUACCAGGGCAACUUUGUCAACAGCUUUCCGUGUGGUCCAGGCAAGUUUGUGUUUGAUAUCGGCUAUGAGCAACACGGAGAAUUCCAUCAAACAGAGCAGGACCAAACUGAGGGCGAGUGGGGCGAAUUUCCAUCCACCAGCGCCCUCAAGUGGAUCCCAAAGUGUAUCAGCAGUCUCACACCAUGGCCUCCAGGAAGAGACUCUACAGGAGAAAAAGACCCACAUUCAACCGAGGAGGAGGGAGAAAACUCUCCUGAGUGAUCGAACCAUGAUCCAGCAUCUUUCACAUUUUUAACUGACACAAAUAUACUAACAAACAUGUAAAUAAAGAAGUGAAGC